CAAAAACUGGAGGACAAAAGCCACAGUAUAAAGUGACCUUAUUAGGCUUGAAUAUUGGGUGAGCUCCAUCAGGAACUUGUUCAACUGUGGCAACAGCAAAACAGUUUCUCAUGACCACAUAAAUUCCUUCCUGUGUUUGUGAUAGUUCUUGCUCUGGGAAAUACAUUUUUUUAAAAGUUUGGACAUGCUGGAUGGGUUCAAGCCAUAAGUAUAUGUGAUUAAGUUGCCUCUCAAUUCUUUUUCAGACCUUACAUGUGAACAAGGUGAUGUCCAUCUUGUUUUAUGUGAUCUUUCUGGCUUUUCUCUGUGGCAUCCAGUCUACCAGCAUGGACCAAGGGAUUUUAACAGAAGAUUCCAUGAAUUCUUUUAUCAGAACACUGAUUCAGGCUGGCAUUUGGAAAAACAAGCUCCCUAAGCAGACGGCCAGAACCAAGGAUGGCAUGCAAACCACAGUGAAGAGGACCGAGGCUGAAGCAGAUGCGAUGGCAAGCAAAGGUUUCCAGCCCAUUGUUUCGGUGGAUGCUGAACUGCUGAGGCAGCAGAGACGCUUCAGCUCCCCCCGGGUGCUCUUGAGUGAAAAUGCCCCUCUGGAGCCCCCUCCCUUGUACCUGACAGAGGAGCCCCUGGUGCAGAACCGAACGUCUCGCCGGAAGAGGGAAGGGAAGCGCCACCGUGGAGAGUACUCUGUGUGCGACAGCGAGAGCCGGUGGGUCACGGACAAAUCCUCUGCUGUUGACAUACGAGGGCACCAGGUGACUGUCCUGGGAGAAAUCAGAAUGGGCCCCUCCCCAGUCAAACAAUACUUUUACGAGACGAGAUGUAAGCAAGCCAAACCUGCCAAAAGUGGCUGCCGCGGCAUCGAUGACAAGCACUGGAACUCCCAGUGCAAAACCUCACAAACGUUUGUACGCGCAUUGACUUCAGAAAACAACAAACUUGUAGCCUGGCGAUGGAUAAGAAUAGACACUUCUUGCGUGUGUGCCUUGUCCAGGAAAAUUGGACGAACAUAGGUCUGUGUCUCUGCCAUAUAAGUUAUUAUGACUAAAUUAUAUGAUAUGCAUGUCGCAUAUAAAGGUUUCUAUUGUUUAUAUA
Candoia aspera is the source of this 1092-nucleotide messenger RNA. It is a transcript of the gene NTF3, whose product is annotated as neurotrophin 3. Gene Ontology annotation, molecular function: growth factor activity; nerve growth factor receptor binding. Lineage: Eukaryota; Metazoa; Chordata; Lepidosauria; Squamata; Candoiidae. The transcript has a single exon. Gene Ontology annotation, cellular component: dendrite; axon; synaptic vesicle. The record is from RefSeq and is a predicted model, not a curated record. Gene Ontology annotation, biological process: negative regulation of neuron apoptotic process; regulation of neuron differentiation; nerve development. The coding region runs from base 267 to 1010 and encodes 247 amino acids.